Messenger RNA from Verticillium alfalfae VaMs.102, 1335 nucleotides. RefSeq lists its product as hypothetical. Bases 1 to 1335 code for a protein of 444 amino acids. The transcript has a single exon. Gene Ontology annotation, molecular function: N-acetyltransferase activity. NCBI's taxonomy places the organism in Eukaryota, Fungi, Ascomycota, Sordariomycetes, Glomerellales, Plectosphaerellaceae. The record is from RefSeq and is a predicted model, not a curated record.
AUGUCGGCUUAUCGGCCCCAUUACAAACCGUCAGGAUCUCACGCGGCGGCUUUCGAUCUUCGCCGCGUCAUCUUCGCUGCGACGCGUGAUGUGGUACAGAAGAAUCGCAUCUUGUUCGCACUUCCCGUCAAUGAGGAUGCUGUUGAUACCUACUUCGCCUCUCUUCCUAGUAUCGAUCUGACACGGAGCAUCAUCUUUCUGAAGCGAACCAAGCCGCUUGCGGCCGCUUCCGCGGAUGGAAGUGAUGAGGAGCUGGACACUAUCCUGGAAAAACAGCACAACACCAGCUUCAAGGCAGACUAUGGCAGCUUACCCUUUUGGAGACUGAUCAUUCUGGAAGCCCCAGGGCCGUCGAAGGAGUUCACAGCCUCUUUCAUCUACCACCAUGCUAUUGGCGACGGCGUCUCCGGAAUGGUGUUCCACAAUGCUUUCCGUGCGGCUCUCGAGACCGCUUCUUUGUCCGCUACUGACGAGGCCGGAACAGAAGGCGAAGGAACCGUCGUGCCAGUUGAAGACAUCUCAAUCUUACCGCCACUGGAAGAGCUACAUCCUUUGCCCAUCAAUCCUACUCCCUCCGCGCCUCCCGCACCAGGGCUCAAGCAGUGGACAGGCGGCCCCAUUCAUGCCCCCUGCGAGUCACGCUGGUCAUCUCUCCACUUCUCACCGAGCACAUCGCAGGCUUUUUUCCGCGUUUGCAAGGACAAGAGCGUUUCGGUGACAUCGGGUCUGACUUCCAUCAUCGCCACGGCUCUUUUCGGGAUCCUGCCCCCCACGACCGAGGCCAUCACUUGCAUUAUACCGGUCAGCCUGCGUCCAUGGCUCAGCCUUCCCCGAGGGGAAGCAAAUGGCGCCAUUGGGACCUAUUUCGACGCCACGAAGGUACAGAUUGCGCGGCCCGGCGGCCGCCCCGACUCGGCAGUCGAGUGGGAUGCGGCACAAGCCGUGUCAGCAGGCAUAGCCGACUAUCUCGCCAACGUCUCCCCGACCGGUGAGCCCUACACCGCCGUUGCGCCUUUCAAGGGUAUUGAGGACGUGUCUGUCAUUUUCAAUUCCCUUCUUGGGCAGCCCAGGGAUGCGGCGCUCGAAGUGACCAAUGUCGGACUGCUUGUUCCUGUCAGCGGAUCUGUUCCCGAAAACGCCGAAAGCACAUGGGAGAUUGGUCGAGUUCUGCUCAGCCGGAGCGCCGUCGCCUCGGGUGCUGCCAUCACAGUCAGCAUCGCCACCGGCGGAGAUGGCUCACUGUCAGUGGGGUUCAGCUGGCAGGAGGGUGUUGUAGGACAAGAUGUCAUUAACAAGUUGCGCGAGGGGGUUCGCGGCUUUUUCGGAAAGGCUUGA